ACAACUUACACACGCCCCCACUUUUGGCAUUGCCUACAUGGCGAGCGCGUACGGCGCGACGUCUCCCACAUCCAAGCGCACAAACAGCGGCAUCAGCACGAACAAUGGCUCUCCGAGCAACGCGCGCACAAAACUCCUCCUGCUUGGUCAAAGACGAAGUGGCAAAACGUCCAUCAAGGAAGUGUUGUUCAAUGGGUUAGGCCCCAAACAGACAUUCUACCUCGAGUCAACGAUGCGGAUCGUCAAGCACCCGUACGACACUGUGAUUCCGCUGGAGAUCUGGGAUUGCCCUGGGAAUGCGACGGUGGAGAGUCUGGGCGCACCUUUGUCGCAGUUCAGCGCACUGGUGUUCGUCAUUGAUAUCCGAGAUUUGUACAAGCAACCGAUCAGCAAGUUGGUCGAGUUCAUCGUCGCCGCGUCGCAUGACAAUCCUCAAUUAUUGAUCGAAAUCUUUGUCCACAAGGCGGAGCGAUUGCAGGACGACGACAAAAUUGAAAGCUUCCGACAAAUCCAGGAACGCGUGCAAGAUAAUCUCAUGGAGCGCGAUUGUGAACAAGUUCUCUACAAUUUCUACCUGACCUCCAUCUACGAUCAUUCGUUGAACGAGGCCUUCUCCAAGGUUCUGCACAAGCUGAUAUAUCCGACGCAGCUGGAAGUACUCGAACGUCUCCUCAACUCGUACUGUGCGAACUGCUCGCUACCAAAAGCUUUCCUCUUCGAUGUCGCGUCACGGUUGUAUGUCGCCACGGACGCUUCGCCAGUUGACACAGCAACACACAACCUGUGCUGCGAUUACAUACAGAUGCUUUCCUCCUUCCGUCCACUCUACCGCACACCGUCUUCUACGGCCGAACGAACACAGACAGGAACCGCGGAUCCGGAAUCAUCAGCAGAUGCGCCACCUCGCUUUUAUCCUAGUGCCGCUGUGUCGCUGUCAUCCUCGAGCCCUGGCACAACACUGACGUACCAUCUCAUGACACCGCAUCUGGCUUUGCUCUCUUUGGUCCCCACUGGUGUCUACGAGGGCCGUCGCGGUCUGUUCGAGUACAACGUCGUGUUUGUCAGGGAGGGUGUCCAGGAAAUCUGCGAGGCUUGACGCGGAAGACCGGAUAGAUAGACUAUCGAACGCAUCCUCCGCGAUGUUAACUUAUAGUAUAACGUGUAUCCUAUUCACGAGUAAUGACUGCGGCUACUUCUAGCUCUUCCAAUGCAGUUGCCCCCAACGUUAGACAUUGGACAAUCCGGUCAAGAAUUGAAGUGUCCACAUUUAGCUUGA
This is a messenger RNA of Mycena citricolor, 1276 nucleotides long. The record is from the annotation of a GenBank genome assembly. Lineage: Eukaryota; Fungi; Basidiomycota; Agaricomycetes; Agaricales; Mycenaceae.